This is a messenger RNA of Sceloporus undulatus (fence lizard), 1224 nucleotides long. It is a transcript of the gene GNAT3, whose product is annotated as G protein subunit alpha transducin 3. NCBI's taxonomy places the organism in Eukaryota, Metazoa, Chordata, Lepidosauria, Squamata, Phrynosomatidae. Gene Ontology annotation, biological process: detection of chemical stimulus involved in sensory perception of bitter taste; adenylate cyclase-modulating G protein-coupled receptor signaling pathway; sensory perception of sweet taste. The record is from RefSeq and is a predicted model, not a curated record. Gene Ontology annotation, molecular function: GTP binding; GTPase activity; G-protein beta/gamma-subunit complex binding. Gene Ontology annotation, cellular component: photoreceptor outer segment; heterotrimeric G-protein complex; photoreceptor inner segment. The transcript has 8 exons. Bases 1 to 1065 code for a protein of 354 amino acids.
AUGGGCAGUGGAGGCAGCUCUGAGUCUAAAGAAUCAGCCAAGAGGUCACGGGAACUUGAAAAGAGACUUCAGGAAGAUGCAGUGAGAGAUGCCAGGACAAUCAAGUUGCUCUUAUUGGGAGCUGGAGAAUCAGGGAAGAGCACUAUUGUGAAACAAAUGAAAAUCAUCCAUAAAGAUGGCUACACAGACCAGGAAUGCAGAGAGUACAAAUCUGUGGUUUAUAGCAACACACUACAAUCAAUUCUGGCUAUUGUAAAGGCAAUGGCCACUCUGGGGAUUGAAUAUGGAAAUCCAGAAAGAAAAGAAGAUGAAAGGCAGCUCUUUGCUAUAGCAGGUUCCAUGGAGGAUGGCACCAUGCCACCUGAACUGGCUGAAAUAAUCAAACGACUGUGGAAGGACCCAGGAAUCCAGGCCUGUUUUGAAAGAGCAUCAGAGUACCAACUCAAUGAUUCAGCUGCAUAUUAUCUCAAUGAUCUGGACAGGCUGACUGCCCCUGGCUAUGUCCCAAAUGAGCAAGAUGUCCUUCGUUCACGUGUGAAGACAACUGGGAUUAUUGAGACUCAGUUUUCCUUCAAGGACUUGCACUUUCGGAUGUUUGAUGUUGGAGGACAACGAUCUGAGAGGAAGAAGUGGAUUCACUGCUUUGAAGGAGUUACUUGCAUCAUAUUUUGUGCAGCCCUUAGUGCCUAUGACAUGGUCCUGGUGGAAGAUGAAGAAGUGAACAGGAUGCAUGAAAGCCUCCACCUCUUCAACAGCAUCUGUAACCACAAGUACUUUAAUACCACCUCUAUUGUACUGUUUCUAAAUAAGAAAGAUCUGUUCCAAGAUAAGAUAACCAAAGUCCAUCUCAGUGUCUGCUUUCCAGAAUAUAAUGGGACAAACACCUUUGAAGAUGCAGGAAAUUACAUUAAGAGCCAGUUCUUAGACCUGAAUCUACGAAAAGAGGAUAAGGAGAUAUAUGCCCACAUGACAUGCGCUACAGACACCCAGAAUGUUAAGUUUGUCUUUGAUGCCGUGACAGACAUUAUAAUCAAAGAGAAUCUGAAGGACUGUGGACUCUUCUAGCUCUUUCCCCCCAUGGCCCUUUCACUCUAUUAUUUCUCUUUCCCACAUCUUUCUUUUUCCCAUGGUAUUUGUUCCAUGUGUAGGCUAUUUCCGGUUGGAGUCACUAUGAUAUGCAUAGUUUCUUGAAAGACAGUCUCACUGAACCCAAGAGUUCUUGAA